This is a messenger RNA of Echinococcus granulosus, 1158 nucleotides long. RefSeq names its product Hexokinase. Gene Ontology annotation, cellular component: mitochondrion; cytosol. The coding region runs from base 1 to 1158 and encodes 385 amino acids. Gene Ontology annotation, molecular function: D-glucose binding; glucokinase activity; ATP binding. NCBI's taxonomy places the organism in Eukaryota, Metazoa, Platyhelminthes, Cestoda, Cyclophyllidea, Taeniidae. The record is from RefSeq and is a predicted model, not a curated record. Gene Ontology annotation, biological process: glucose 6-phosphate metabolic process; intracellular glucose homeostasis; glycolytic process. The transcript has 9 exons.
AUGUGGGUCGGGAAUGAGGAGUCCGAUGGUGAUCCUAAUCUAGUUGAUAACAGAGUAAUAGAAAUACCUAUUGUUGAACAGAUAAGAACGUAUCCAAUCCCCCUCAUGAAAAAUGAAAUGUUAUUUGAGUACAUAGCGACUACCGUGGAGGAAUUCCUUACAAGCAGAGGUCUGGCAGAUCGAUUGAUUCACGCCUGCUUAAGCCUCCCUUUUGCCAUUAACAAUACAGCCAUAAACUCGGGUGAAAUACUUUUUAUCUCAAAGAGCUUUAAAUUUCGUCAACGCAGUGGGACAGAGCUUCUCCGUACGUUUCAAAGGCAUCUUGAUAGGAAGGCUGUGGAGGUAAAGUGCAUCGCCAUUGUCAAUGAUUGCGUUUCAGUUCUCGAGGCUUGUGCUGUUGAUGAAGUUGAUUGUGCUGCUUCUUUCACAUUAAUCAUUUGCAUUGCAGAUGCUGGUGUGAACGCUGUCUACCAGGAAAGAAUUUCCAACAUUCGACGCGAUGAAACUUUCGAUGAGGACGCCAAAAGCGUUUUGAUAAACACGGAGCUUGGCGGAUUCGGAGAUGGCGGCUGCUUGAAGAGAUUUAUAACGGAGUUUGAUAAAAGACUCGACCGUAUCUCAACAGCACCCGGUUUGCAUACGUUCGAGAAAUUCGUCAGUGGCGAAAACCUGGGCGAACUGGUUCGUCAGAUUUUAAAGUUGCUCACCGAGAGGGGCCAACUCUUUGGCGGAGUGUGGCCAGCCUCCCUGCGCGACCUCAGGAGUCUCCCGGCAAGCUUCCUCUGUGAGAUCGAUCGUGAUCCACCACACCUCUUCUACAGCACGGAAUUUCUGCUGCGAGAGGAUUUGAAAAUUCACAAUCUCACACCCGAGGAUAUCCACAUUGUCCGCUACGUCUGUAGCGCCGUCACGUACCGCUCUGCCUGCCUCUCAGCUGCUGCCGCAGUAACAAUUUUGAAACGGCUAAAUCGACUUCGCUUGACUCUGGCUGUGGACGGUUACAUGUUCCGGAAGCACCCCACAUUCUACAAGCAGAUGCUCACAAUGAUGGCGGACCUGAUGCCCAAGCAUAUGACUUUCCGUAUUAAAUUGCCAGAAGAAGGCUAUUCAGUUGGCAGUGGUGCAGUUGCCGCUCUUUACAAGGAUCUCGUCAAUUAA